Messenger RNA from Carlito syrichta (Philippine tarsier), 1074 nucleotides. It is a transcript of the gene CLDN8, whose product is annotated as claudin 8. Gene Ontology annotation, biological process: cell adhesion; bicellular tight junction assembly. NCBI's taxonomy places the organism in Eukaryota, Metazoa, Chordata, Mammalia, Primates, Tarsiidae. The transcript has a single exon. Gene Ontology annotation, molecular function: structural molecule activity. Gene Ontology annotation, cellular component: bicellular tight junction; plasma membrane. The record is from RefSeq and is a predicted model, not a curated record. Bases 224 to 901 code for a protein of 225 amino acids.
UAAGUUUACCAGUUGCAGUCAGUGGGGGGUGGGAAAGCACCUCAGCCAGCCGACACUGGAUUUUAUCCAGCUAGAAGUAGCAAAGCAGCUCUUAUUUGAAAAACCACUGAGUUCUGAGUUCACUACAGGAAAAACUGUUCUCGCCUGCAGCACAGAGAACCUUGCUUCAGAGCAGUUCUACCAGCUCAGGAGUCCUGCAGGAUAAAACCCAUUUCAGAGGAUAAUGGCAACCUCUGCCUUGCAAAUCGCUGGACUGGUGCUUGGUGGUGUUGGAAUGGUGGGCACAGUGGCUGUCACCAUAAUGCCUCAGUGGAGAGUGUCUGCCUUCAUUGAAAGCAACAUUGUGGUUUUUGAAAACCGCUGGGAAGGACUGUGGAUGAAUUGCAUAAGACAGGCUAACAUCAGGAUGCAGUGCAAAAUCUAUGAUUCCCUGCUGGCCCUUUCUCCAGACCUUCAGGCAUCCAGAGGAUUGAUGUGUGCUGCCUCGGUGCUGUCCCUCUUGGCUUUCAUGACGGCCAUCCUCGGCAUGAAGUGUACCAGAUGCACUGGGGACAAUGAGAAGGUGAAGGGUCACAUCCUGUUAACGGCUGGAAUCAUCUUCAUUGUCACUGGCAUUGUAGUACUCAUUCCUGUGAGCUGGGUUGCCAAUUCCAUCAUCAGAGAUUUCUACAACCCAAUAGUGCCUCUUGCCCUAAAGCGGGAACUUGGAGAAGCCCUCUACAUAGGCUGGACCACGGCGCUGGUGCUCAUUGCUGGAGGGGCAUUGUUCUGUUGUGUUUUCUGUUGCAGUGAAAGGAGCAGUGGCUAUAGAUAUUCAAUACCUUCCCAUCGUACAACCCCAAAAAGUUAUCACGUGGAAAAGAAGUCACCGAGCGUAUACUCCAAAAGUCAGUAUGUGUAGUUGUGUCUGUUAAUUUUUUUUAACUUUACCUAUCAAGUCAUGAAAAUGACUAAAAUUGCUACUAUUUUCUAAAAAUGAAACCCAAAUAAACUUUGAUUUGCUGUUCUUAAACACCUAAUACUAAUGACAGGAAUUGUGCUCCAACUAUUUUUGAUUCUAUAAGCUAUUUCAGC